AAUAUUUUCAAGAAAGAUAUUAAUGAAUUUGUUAUUCCAACAACAAUUAGUAAAAUAGGAGAUUGGUGUUUUUCAGGAUGUUCAACAUUAAAAUCAGUUGAUAUACCAACGUCUGUUAGUAAAAUAGGAAAUGGUUACUUUAAUAAAUGCUCAACAUUAACAAGAAUUAAUAUACCAACAAGAAUUAGUAAAAUAGGAGAUGAAUGUUUUUCAGGGUGUUCAUCAUUAACAACAAUUAAUAUACCAACAUCUGUUAGUAAAAUAGGAUAUGGAUGUUUUAAAGAAUGUUAUUCAUUAAAAACAAUUAAUAUACCAACAAGAAUUAAUAAAUUAGGAGAUUGGUGUUUUAAUGAAUGUAAAUCAUUAAAAUCAAUUAAUAUACCAUCAUCAAUUAAUGAAAUAGGACAAUUUUGUUUUAAUGGAUGUUAUUCAUUAACUUCCAUUAACAUACCAACAAUAGUCAAUGAAAUUGGAAGUUGGUGUUUUUAUAAAUGUUAUUCAUUAACAUCUAUUAAUAUACCAACAAGAAUUAAUGAAAUAGAAGAUGGAUGUUUUAAUAGAUGUUCAUCAUUAAAAACAAUUAAUAUACCAACAUCUGUUAGUAAAAUAGGAGAAUGGUGUUUUUAUGAAUGUUCGUCAUUAACAUCUAUUAAUAUACCAACAACAAUUACAUCAUUUGGACGUAAAUGUUUUAAAGGAUGUGGAUGUGAAGAAGAAUUAAAGAAGAAUGAAAGAAUACCAAGAGAUUGUUUUAACAUUAUGAUGUAUCGAAAUGAAAUAAAAAUACAAAAAUGA
Entamoeba dispar SAW760 is the source of this 795-nucleotide messenger RNA. RefSeq lists its product as uncharacterized. The record is from RefSeq and is a predicted model, not a curated record. NCBI's taxonomy places the organism in Eukaryota, Evosea, Mastigamoebida, Endamoebidae. The annotation marks the transcript as partial. The transcript has a single exon.